AUGCGCGCACUUCUGCGCCCUUCCCGGCGACAGUGUCAUCAUCAUCAGCACAUGCUUUUCCUUUACCUGCGUCGUAAUCGUCGUCUUCAAACCUCGUCGGUCUCUUUUGAUGAGAAAACAAAUCGAACCUUUUGGGAGGAAAAAAAUCAUCAUCGUCAACUGUACGCUCAACUUCCGGAACGCAUCAAACGAGCAGUUUUGGCGCAAAUCCCUCGAGAUUUAUUAGCAUCAUCGAAGACGAAUAAGAAAACAGUCGUGGCGGUCGCACUUUCCGGAGGCGUGGACUCUUUCGUCAGCGCGUGGUUGUUGAAGAACGCGUUACAAGCAGCAGCAGUGGGAGAAAAAGGAGAAAAUAUCAAACUGAAAGCAAUCUUGAUGAAAAACUGGGACGAGCGCGAGGAGACGAACAGCGAAUGCCUAUUCGACGCCGACCGACGGUCGGCAAAGAAAUUGGCGAAAUAUUUAUCUAUGGACUUGUACGAGGUGGAUUUCUGUCGCGAGUAUUGGCAGUCGGUGUUUUCGCCGUUUACGGAGAGCGUGGAGAGAGGCGAAACGCCGAACCCGGACGUGUGGUGUAAUCGAGAGAUUAAGUUUGGGAAACUGUUAGAAUACGUGAAAGAGGAAGAAAUUGGGGCGAAGUAUUUAGUGACUGGACACUACGCGGAGAUUUGGAGGGAGUACGGUGACGACAAUAUCGAGCAAUCGUCGUCGUCGUCGUCGUCGUUGAAAAGAAUCGAGUUGCGUCGAUCGAAGGACGAGACGAAAGACCAGACGUAUUUUUUAGCCUCGGUGCCGUCAAAGGCGUUAGAAAGCGUGAUUUUCCCGCUUGCGAAGUUGAGAAAAGCAGAAGACGUGAUCGAGUUGAUUGCACGGGAUCUUUUAGGGAACGUGGCGAACGUGUUGGACAGAAAAUCGUCAGCCGGAAUUUGCUUCGUCGGGAAGAAGAGGAACUUUUCGGAUUUCGUGCACGAGUACGUCCAAAGAGAUCCGGCGUGGUUCGUGGACGUUGAAUGUAUAACAGAAGAAAAUUCGUCAUUAAUCGAGAAGAACAGUAUUGGUUGUAGCAGUAAUAGCAGUCGUAGUAGUAGCAGUCGUAGUAGUAGCAGCAGCGGCAUCAGCAGCGGCGGUAGCGAAAGAGGUGGCCUCGAAGGAAAGGGCGAUUCUAACACCAUCGACGAGAAGUACAUCUUGGGGGAGUGCGAGAGCGUGCACUCCGUGACCGCGGGCCAACGCGCGCGCAUUGGCGGUCUUCCCAAACCGUACUUUGUCGUUGGAAAGAGCACAGAAGAGAAAGGAUCGUCCAAAGUGUACGUGUGCGAAGGCGGCGACCACCCGGCUUUACUCACAAAUUGGUGCGUCAUAAAGGACAUCCGCUUUGUCCACGAGGACGACACAGACGCCCUCAACUCGUCGCAACAAGUCCGCGUGAAAACGCGCUACGCCUCCCCCCUCGUCCCUGCGACGAUAGGAAUACCACCACCACCGUCUAACGCGGCCUCGUCGUCGUCGCGACAACAACAACAACAACAAAAAGUGUCUCUCUUCUGCCGCUCGGCGUACGAGAAAGCGACGACAACGCCAUCGCCAUCAUCGCCAUCAACAACAGCAAAGUCUUCUUCUCCUUCUUCUUCUUCUCCACCUCUCCUCCAAAUCACCUUCGCGAGUCCUGAAAAAGCCGUCUCUAUCGGCCAAGCCGUCGUUAUGUAUCACCACUCAACCUCUCGCGUCCUCGGCGUCGGCUCCGUCGCCUACCACGGACGCACCGUCUUCGAAGAAGAAAAAGAAGAAGAACAACAACGCAGACAAAAAAGACAAAGUGAGAAAAAAAACGACGACGACAAAGAGUCGUAA
Messenger RNA from Bathycoccus prasinos, 1851 nucleotides. RefSeq names its product tRNA (5-methylaminomethyl-2-thiouridylate)-methyltransferase. Gene Ontology annotation, molecular function: transferase activity. The transcript has a single exon. NCBI's taxonomy places the organism in Eukaryota, Viridiplantae, Chlorophyta, Mamiellophyceae, Mamiellales, Bathycoccaceae. The coding region runs from base 1 to 1851 and encodes 616 amino acids. Gene Ontology annotation, biological process: tRNA wobble position uridine thiolation. The record is from RefSeq and is a predicted model, not a curated record.